CAUCCCUGUUUGGGGGCGUUUUGUUCUGCUUUACCCGGAUAUGUGCAGCGGCUGUGCAUGAUAAAGUACAAGGCAAGGAGGGCGCCUCUACCCUUCUUCCAGCAAGGAGCCAAACUGGUCCUGCCCACAACUAAUGGAUUCCAGCGCUAACCGAGUGUUACAAUCACCAGAAUGAGUGACAGUACCUGAAACCUUGGCCUACUAUAUCAAAUCAGAGAAUUCAUCUCCUCCAACAUGGCAGGUAAGAAAGUGCUCAUCAUCUACGCACACCAAGAACCCAUGUCCUUCAAUGGGUCCCUGAAGAAAGUGGCUGUUGAAGAACUGAGCAGGCAGGGAUGUGCAGUCACUGUGUCCGACUUAUAUGCCAUGAACUUUGAGCCAAGAGCCACAAGAAAUGACAUCACUGGUGCCCUCUCUAACCCUGAAGUCUUCAGAUAUGGGAUAGAAGCCUAUGAAGCCUACAAGAAGACAACUCUGACCAGUGACAUACUUGAGGAGCAGAGAAAGGUGCAAGAAGCUGACCUAGUGAUAUUUCAGUUCCCACUAUACUGGUUCAGCGUUCCAGCAAUCCUAAAAGGCUGGAUGGAUCGGGUGCUGUGCCAAGGGUUCGCCUUCGACAUCCCAGGCUUUUAUGACUCUGGUUUGCUCAAGGGUAAAUUAGCUCUCCUUUCCUUAACCACUGGAGGUACAGCUGAGAUGUACACAAAAACUGGGGUCAGCGGAGAUUUCCGGUACUUCCUGUGGCCACUCCAGCAUGGUGUAUUGCACUUCUGUGGAUUUAAAGUCCUUGCCCCGCAGAUCAGUUUUGGUAUUGAUGUUUCAUCGGAAGAAGAAAGAAAAGUGAUGGUGGCAUCAUGGGCCCAGCGGCUGAAGGGCAUCUGGAAGGAAGAGCCUAUCCUCUGCACGCCCCCUUGGUACUUCCAAGAGUAACCUUGCUGCUCUGAGUACAGCUAAUGAGCAGCAUGGUGAGAGGCCUAAAGCAUGCGCAAAGAGAAGGUGGUGCUGUAUCCAGAGAUGCAGCUAACGGUGCACAUCAAUGAGUGUUUCCAGUUUCAUGCAACCAGAUCAGAUAUUUCAAUAAUUAAAGAGAAGGUGGUGCUGUAUCCAGAGAUGCAGCUAACGGUGCACAUGCAACCAGUUUCAUGCAACCAGAUCAGAUAUCUCAAUAAUCAUUUGGUGCACUGUA
Mesocricetus auratus (golden hamster) is the source of this 1186-nucleotide messenger RNA. It is a transcript of the gene Nqo2, whose product is annotated as N-ribosyldihydronicotinamide:quinone reductase 2. Bases 235 to 930 code for a protein of 231 amino acids. Gene Ontology annotation, cellular component: cytosol. Gene Ontology annotation, molecular function: NAD(P)H dehydrogenase (quinone) activity. The record is from RefSeq and is a predicted model, not a curated record. NCBI's taxonomy places the organism in Eukaryota, Metazoa, Chordata, Mammalia, Rodentia, Cricetidae. The transcript has 7 exons.